Messenger RNA from Tripterygium wilfordii, 1175 nucleotides. Its product is annotated as RNA exonuclease 4. The transcript has 9 exons. The record is from RefSeq and is a predicted model, not a curated record. Gene Ontology annotation, biological process: rRNA processing. Gene Ontology annotation, cellular component: nucleus. NCBI's taxonomy places the organism in Eukaryota, Viridiplantae, Streptophyta, Magnoliopsida, Celastrales, Celastraceae. The coding region runs from base 89 to 913 and encodes 274 amino acids. Gene Ontology annotation, molecular function: nucleic acid binding; 3'-5' exonuclease activity.
CCUAACGAGCGAGGGCCGCGGGUUUCGGAGAAAACAUAACCCCGCUUCAGCUAUUCAGCAGAAGAAGAAGGAGGAGGUGGAGGAGGAGAUGGGAAGUGAGAAGAAGAAAAGCCCUAAUAAGAAGAAGCUACCGCUCAACCCCAACUGGGCUCAGCUUCAGCAAAAGCUGAAAAUCCAUGGCUCUAAGUUUCCCAGGCCCUCAACCGAUUCAGGAACGGAACCCUUCAACCCAAUUUUAGGGAAGCGUAAGGAGAGGAGGGAAAUAGAGUCUGAUGAUUCCAAGCUUAAUAUUCUCGCACCAAUGAAUGAUGAUUUCAGUCUGACAGAUGUGGUGGCAAUGGAUUGUGAAAUGGUUGGAGUUGGUCAAGGAAACAAAAGCGCCCUUGGAAGAGUAACUCUGGUAAAUAAAUGGGGAAAUGUUCUAUAUGAUGAGUUUGUCCGCCCAGUGGAACGUGUUGCUGACUUCCGUACACAAAUUAGUGGCAUUCGGCCUCAAGACUUGAAAAAAGCAAAGGAUUUUCAAGUUGCUCAGAAGAAAGUGGCAGAGUUGAUUCAUGGAAGGAUCCUUGUGGGCCAUGCAUUACGAAAUGAUCUUAAGGCGUUGCUAUUAAGUCAUCCUAAGAACGACAUGCGGGAUACUUCGGAGUAUCAGCCCUUUCUUAAGGAAAGGCACAGAAAGGCUCUUCGGCAUCUUGCGGCUGAAUUUCUUGGUGUGAAUAUACAAUCUGGGGAGCACUGCCCAAUUGAAGAUGCUCGGACUGCAAUGCUGCUUUAUCAAAAUAACAGAAAAGAAUGGGAGAAGAGUGCCAAAGAUCAAAUGCGACUCAAACAGAAGCAGAAGAAACGGAAGCCGAAGAAGAAAAUAAAGGACAGAGAUGCUCUGGAAAACAAUCAUGGUUCAACACCACCUUAGAAUCCACUGCUUCUAUAGAAGGUUCUUCCAGCAUUUUGUAAGCCGACACGUCUACAUUUGUUGCAACACAAGGUAACAGGAUGCAGCAGGUUGACUUUAUUAUGCGAGAACUCUCAACUGUUGCACUGAUCAAUCAAACAACGAUGAAUGUAAUUGACCGACACCUAAGUGUGUGUGUGUACUUACCCCAAGUGUAGGGUAUCGUCAAGUAAUAAACCGGUGAGUCCGGUAUCGAUCCACGAGGAAGCAAUGCAAAUUUGAA